Messenger RNA from Suillus plorans, 426 nucleotides. RefSeq lists its product as uncharacterized. The coding region runs from base 1 to 426 and encodes 141 amino acids. NCBI's taxonomy places the organism in Eukaryota, Fungi, Basidiomycota, Agaricomycetes, Boletales, Suillaceae. The transcript is spliced from 3 exons. The record is from RefSeq and is a predicted model, not a curated record.
AUGUCAUUCAAGAUACCAUUCUUCAUUGAAAGUGUGCACAGCUCGUCUUAUGUCUAUGUCAAUCACGCAGUCUCCACAGCGGCACCAGACGUCAGCACCGUCCACAAACACAGCUUACAUUACCAGGCUGUAGUGCGAUCGAUAGCGGAUGAGUCUCUUCUUCAUUGUUACAAGGGCGUCUAUUACAAUAUGCCAGCCGAAGUCAAAGAUGGGCAGUCGCUCUUCUAUGUUGUUCGUGGUUCCUACAUUGGCGUCAUGGCAGGCUGCACAACUAGGGAGAACGCAUUGAACUGUGUUCUGGGUGUCAACGAACCUGCUUAUCAUGAAGUAGAAUCUGUCGUGAUUGGGGAGCAGCGGGUUAGGGAGGCAAUUGAUCAGGGCAUAGUCGAGAUGGUGGAACCUUGGGGAUUCUCUUAUGUUGUGUAG